AGAUCGACCAUCUCCUUUCGAUCUGCGCUUGUGUAGCAAUAUAUCAGCCGCGAGGUUGACACAAGUGCAUUUGGCUACUGGCUAUGCUCAGUUUGACUUGAGCCGGUUCAUUCUUGAGUUUGUCCGCACUCGGCCUUUUUCCCUUUGUCAGCUUUCAUUUCGAACAAAUCGACCAAGGCGAGCUUCUCAGGCAAAUCCUCUAAUGAGGUCAAUCAUCUUCAAACACAGUGAAUCGACAAAUUGUACAGACACAGUAGGGACCCAUUUGGCUCAGGUGUAAAGCCCGAAUACCAUCGAUGACGUUCAGCCAUAUACAAACUGAAGCUCACUGGGCUUCUCAUUUUUGAAAGCACAACACUUCUCAAAAAAAUCACUCUCCAACUUCACAUCUUUCUGCAAAAUGUCGGAUCGAAUGUCGCCUGCCACCUAUUAUCAUUCGCUUCCCAGUGCUGAUGGAAGUAAUGGCCACCACCGAUUUUCUCGCAAUUCCAUCGCUAGCUCGUCAGCUCCUUCCAAUCCCGAUCAUCGUUAUCAUGACCUGAGUGACGUGAUCAGCGAGACAAGUAUAGAGGUGCCUCAAUUACAAGCUUUCCUUAACGCACACGGCUCUAUAGCUGCCAUCAAUGGCGCCUCGAUGGAGAUUCCGGGUUCUUCAGCUAUGCGACCUCGCACAUUCUCCUUCUCCACUGCCUCGCUCGCUGGGUCUUUGCACUCGACCUUUGUUCCACCUUCUUCAGAAGUCACCUCGCUGCUGGGUCCACCUGAAGCACGGGCCAUAGCUACUGCUGUUGACGAGAGUGAAGAACGGUUUGGACUCGAUGAAUUGUUACAAGAAAUGCGACUUCUCAGUACCUACGCUAUUCCAAUCGUAGGCACCCAUAUACUGGAAUACUCUCUGUUGAUCGUGAGCGUGCUCUCAGUCGGUCACCUCGGUACCACUGAACUUGCAGCUGCCAGUCUCGCCAACAUCACAGCGAAUUGUGCCGCGUUGAGUGUCAUCAUCGGCUUCGUUUCUGCGCUCGACUCGCUAUGUCCUUCUGCUUUCACCUCACCUCACCCCGAACGCACCUCACUCCACGCCCUCCGUACUUCCAUACUUCUCGUCAUCUUACUCGUACCCGAGCUUCUCAUAUUUUGGCACGCCAAACCGAUAUUUUUGUUCUUACGGCAAGAUCCCGAUGUGGCAGCGGCUGCAUCUUCCUACCUGCGCGUACUUUCUUUCGGCUUGCCUGGUUAUGCUAUUUUUGAAGUGACUCGGCGUUGGCUUCAGGCGCAACAAUUGAUGUUACCUCCUACACUUGUCGUCUUUAUUGUGGCACCGAUCAAUGCGAUAUUGAGUUAUCUGCUUGUUUGGGGUCCAGCGCCAUACGGAAUUGGAUUUCUUGGCGCUCCUGCGGCGACCGCUUUCUCAUUUAACCUCAUGGGCAUCCUUUGUUUAUGCUAUUGUAUAUUCUUUGCUCCGCGGACGGCUUGGGGUGGGUUUACACGAGCAGCUUUUCAAGAGCUUGGUCCAAAUUUCCGUUUUGGACUCGCUGGCUUUACGAUGAUCGCUAGUGAAUGGUGGUGUUGGGAAAUUGUCGGACUUUCUAGUUCUUUACUUGGUCCCAGCACGCUGGCUGCCCAAAGCAUCAUCACCACCAUUUCGACAUUUGUCUACCAGUUUCCCUACGCUACUUCGGCCGCGGCCGCUGUACGAUGUGGCAAUUUAUUGGGUGCAGGUAUGCCACGUCGAGCGAAAUUGGCCACUCUAUCCGCUCUUGCUUGUGGAUUUUGCGUGGGGGUCGUCAAUAUGAUCAUUAUGGUUAGCUUCCGUGAAGGGUUGGGAGAACUUUUCAGUUCGGCCCCAGAGGUGAUAUCUAUCGUUGCCGAUGUGUUACCACUCGUGGCCCUCUUCCAAGUACCCGAUUGUAUCGCUGCGGUAGCGGGUGGUGUCUUGCGAGGGUUAGGGAAACCCAACAUAGGAGCCAUGAUCAACUCGGGCGGUUACUAUGCCGUUGGACUUCCGAUCGGGCUUAUCCUCACCUUCUCAAGAAUCAACUUGGGCGUAUACGGCUUAUGGAUCGGUAUGACGAUUGCAGUAACUUGUACCGCAUCAACAUGUACAUUGUAUAUCUUAAGGACGGACUACGUUUAUGCAAUGACACGGGCUCGACAAAGAAUGUGGGAGGCUCUAGGUGCAAGUCAUGUUGAAGAGCAAGAACGGUGUGACUAUGGUACGCUUCAUUAAACCAACACCAAUUUUGCUACCAAUAGAAGCAGGUCUUCAGAUCCGCCCCUACUUCAUAACGUAUAUGUGGAUCUUUCUUGCUCUUGUUAUCUACAUUUUUGAAUACAUCAACUUGUUCAUAGUAUUUUACAUAAAGCUGCAUUGCUACAAUUAAUGAAUCAUAGACCUUACUGCCUGAACGUUUCAUGAC
This is a messenger RNA of Melampsora larici-populina 98AG31, 2417 nucleotides long. RefSeq lists its product as uncharacterized. Gene Ontology annotation, molecular function: xenobiotic transmembrane transporter activity; antiporter activity. Gene Ontology annotation, biological process: xenobiotic detoxification by transmembrane export across the plasma membrane. Bases 401 to 2227 code for a protein of 608 amino acids. Lineage: Eukaryota; Fungi; Basidiomycota; Pucciniomycetes; Pucciniales; Melampsoraceae. The record is from RefSeq and is a predicted model, not a curated record. The transcript is spliced from 10 exons. Gene Ontology annotation, cellular component: membrane.